UUUGUAAAAAUAUGACUGCAUAUGUGAAUCUUUUUUUCUGUGUGUGAGCCCCGCCCCCAGUCAACUCCAACUCAAAGCAGCUGUGUGUGUCUGAGCCCCUCAGUCAAACUCAGAAAGCAGCUGGGUGUGCAGUUCGACUUUAACAGGAAACACAGAUUUUCUUCUGUUCAUGCAGUGAUCUUUCUGCUUUGCUUGGCUGGAUGUUUGUCUUCUUUUUUUAAAGAUGUUUGGAGAUAUAUCCAAAACAGUUGUUUUGGAUCUGGGUGCUGAGAACGAUCUCAACUACAAUGAAAAUGUCAACCAGAAGAUUGAGAUGCUGACUUUAGUUAAAGUCAGAAGGAACUUCCUCAACAUCACCAAGUACACGAUCAUCAAUAAAACACUGCUCAACCUGCUGGAGGAACCGGACUUUAACCCAGAUGUCACAGAGGAGGUUCUCGUGGUGGAUUUUGAGAACCAGAGAGACAAAGGUGGUCGAGGCUCUGUAGAAGCAGGAGUUGAUGCACCUCAAAUGAAAGUGAAAUUGACUGCAUCCAUGGACACUGUGGACGGAGUGUCCUCCUUCACUCUGAAGAAAAGGACAGUGGACACCCAUCAAUUGGAGAGAAUGGAAGACAAGAAGAUAAAGAUGAAGUUGGUGGACAUGCUCAAACUAAAGCAGAAAGAGAAGCUGACUUGUGUUUACCAGACGGUCUACAACACCACUCCUGUCACAUUUUAUGUAAAAGCGAGAAAGAGCGGUUUAGUGUCGGGAAUGUUCAAUAGAAUAUUCCAUGUGUCGCUGGAGAGCAACAAGAAGGAGGAGACGAGCUUCACUGUUCCCAAAGACACCACCUUUGCUUACGGCCUGAUAGAGAUCAACACUCAGGGCGGGACUCUGGGAAUUCCUCCACGACUCACGAAAGUGACGCGUCACGGGAAAGGAUGGGCGGGGAACAUCAGCUUCGACGGAGAUGGAGACGACUCCUGUAAGACGCUGGAAGAACUGAAGGAAGAAAUAUCAGAAAAGGCAUGUCUUCUGAAGCCGCUGGAAACACUUCCUCAGUCGAGCCGUCGUAAUCUGCUGAAAGUGCUCAGUGAGCUCGUGCGUGACAGAGAUGCUCUCACACUGCUGGAGGAAACAUUGGAUAAAGAAAUGACUGAGUGUCCACAGUCUCAGAGUGUCUCUUCAUUUAUGGCUCUUCUUCGUGAAGCCUCCUCCAAACAGAGAGAUGCUGUUCAUAUGCUGGUCACAGCCUUAGACGGUCUACCAGACGGUGCUGCUGCUCUUCUGACUGCCUGCAGUCCUGAAACACUCAGAGUUCUCCAGCAGCUGGUGAGUUGUCUAAUGGAGGACGGUCAGGCCAGACUUCCAGAGUCUUUGCCCGUCUCCCUGCAGGAGGAAGGAGAGAUUCGCUGGUUGGCCGAGAUCCUCUGUUUGACUGAUCAGAAGCUGAAAGAGCUGAGAGAUCAGUGGGACGGACAAGAGUUACCACGAGAGAUGCUGCUGGAGCUUGUGUGUCUCGUCGUGCAGGGACUCAGCCUGAUGCAGCCUUAACUACAUUUAUAAUGUAGACUGCUCUUCUUACAUGUAAGAGUCCAUUUAAAGGAAGGGACCACAACUUGUCAAGUGUCAUUCAGGGGUCCAUAUUGUGACUGCCUGACCCUCUGUCUGCUCAUUGGCUGUGUGUGUUCCCUGGGUGGAGGUUGGGACAGGUCGUCUGGCCAAUUUGCCUCACCUGCUGUGGGUGUAAGGGCAACCAGGGAUUUAAGGGCUGUCUGACCAUUUGUUCUCUCUCUUGCUGCCUCCAGACUGAGACUUGGUUUCAGGCUUCCACCUGCCAUGUGGAACUUAGUAUGAUUUACUCUUGCAUUCAACACUUCACACAAUAUACUCCACUCAUCCAUACACUGCAUACAUGACUGGCUUGGGCCUGUCUUCCCAAGAAAAGGACACUAUAAGUCAUAAAUUGAUCCACCAAAAAUGACCUAUAGCUAUGCGCAGAGGCGGAGAGUAAUGAAUUACAUUUACUCGCAUUACUGUAACUGAGUAGUUUUUUGUGAUUUAAAAAUCUGUAAUUUUAGUUUUACUUAAGUAUGUUUUGUGUGAAGUAUUGUACUUCGCUACAUUUUAAAUCACAUCUGUUUCUGAGUAAAAAAAUGUUGGCCGAAUUUUGUUUUUUAAAGCAAAGAGGAUUGUACAGCAUCAUUAAUCAGCAUGAUACAAUAACUUAACAUUCAUAAAUUAUUGCAGCCUGUGACAACCUGGCAGCUAGCUCUCAUAGCGACAUAUAAACUCUAACAAAACACAACAAACUCACAUAUGUAUGGACGCACACUAAAAGAAAUAGCUAUUAAAAAGAGUGCAACAGAUAAUUUUGUAUUGU
This is a messenger RNA of Scomber scombrus (Atlantic mackerel), 2366 nucleotides long. RefSeq lists its product as uncharacterized. The coding region runs from base 224 to 1537 and encodes 437 amino acids. Lineage: Eukaryota; Metazoa; Chordata; Actinopteri; Scombriformes; Scombridae. The transcript is spliced from 10 exons. The record is from RefSeq and is a predicted model, not a curated record.